AAUGAAACACUGUUGACGUAUGAACGCUGCAUGUAUAUUUAAAAAAUAAAUAUCGAACGAUCUCCUUUUAAAAUGACUGCGACCAGCUCGAAAGACGUUAUGAUAAUCGAAAACGAUGAUCGUCAAGAUGUCGAGGAAGACGAAAUCGUCGCUAUAGACUAUGAGCUGAGGCAGAUCGAGAACGAGAUACAGAAACUUGAAGAUCGUAAGAAAAUUCUUACUCAACGCAAGGAGAAACUACGGGACGAUGCACUUUUGAGGAAGAGUCUGUCCAUAUCGAAGAAGGAUUGGAACAAGGAAGACUUCAGCUGGUCGAGAGACCUGAAAAAGGCUUUAAAGGAUGUUUUUAAAAUAGAUAAACUAAGAGAGUUACAGCUGCCCACUAUGAAUGCGAUCAUGUCUAAUGAAGACGUUAUUUUAAUCAUGCCUACCGGUGGUGGUAAAAGCUUGUGCUACCAGCUACCUGCCGUUAUUAGUAAAGGCAUCACGAUAGUCGUAUCACCACUCGUUUCUCUAAUGGAAGAUCAGUUACACGGUUUGCAGAAAGUCAACGUGCAAGCCAGAAUGUUGAGUGCAAAAAGUGAUAAGGAAAAUGUAAAGACCGUGAUGAACGCGCUCUUGGAUAAGAAAUCAGAUAUAAAAUUAAUUUACGUAACUCCGGAAUACAUGGCAAAGUCAAAUCGUUUCAUGAGCAAGUUACAAAAAGCCUUUGAAACGAAGCGAUUAGACCGUUUCGCGAUAGACGAAGUUCAUUGCUGCAGCCAAUGGGGCCACGAUUUCCGACCCGAUUACAAGUUCCUGGGAAUCUUAAAGUCUAUGUUCCCAGGUGUACCGAUUCUAGGUUUAACGGCCACGGCUCCCGCUAAAAUCAUAGUGGACGUUCAAAAAAUGUUAGACAUUCAAGGCUGUUUAGUUCUGAGGGCGACUUUCAACAGGCCGAAUCUGUAUUACGAGGUUCGCCGUAAACCGGCGGACAAAGACACGUGCUUAGAUAUGAUAGAGAAUUUGUUAAAGAACAGGUUCAAGGAUAAGUCUGGAAUAAUUUACACGACCACGAUCAAAGACGCGGAACAAUUGACCAGAUAUCUGAGAGCGCUGGGCAUAAAAGUCGGGUGUUACCACGCGAUGUUGGAAGCAGACUACAGAUCCGAAGUGUAUUCGAAAUGGAUAUCUGGGAAAUACCAGGCUGUGGUUGCCACCAUCGCUUUCGGAUUAGGCAUCGAUAAACCGGACGUGAGGUUCGUCAUUCACCACUGCGUCUCGAAAUCGAUGGAGAAUUUCUAUCAGGAAAGCGGUCGCGCGGGCAGAGACGGGAAGAAGUCGGCGUGCAUAGUACUGUUCAGGCUACCGGAUGUCUUUAAAUUGAGCACGAUGGUGUUUCAAGAUAAGGUCGGCUUGCAGAAUUUAUACAAGAUGCUGGCGUACUGUUUAGAUCAAACAUCGUGCAGGCGUAGUUUGAUCGCAAGUCACUUCGAGGAAAGUUGGACUCGUACCGAUUGCGCCGAGAUGUGCGAUCAUUGCAAGAAACCGAAAAAAGAGAAACAGGUGGACGUCGCUCCGUAUUGCAGACAGUUGUACGAAAUUUUGACGAAAGCGGUACAGAGCGAGACGAGAUUGACCGCGUUGAAGCUGCUGGAUGCUUGGUACGGCAAGGGCGCGUCGGCGUUACGCGUUUCCUCUGUGCCAACGCCGAAAUUCACGAGGGAAUCGGGGGAAGCUAUAGUAGGAUAUUUAGUCGUCAAUGGUUACUUGCAAGAAGAUUUCCAUUUCUCCGCGUACUCCACGAUAUCGUAUUUAAAACGCGGGCCCAAAGCAGCGUUGGCGCUCGACAAGGCUCAUCAGAUACUCUUUAAUUACGAAUUGCACUGA
Ceratina calcarata is the source of this 1869-nucleotide messenger RNA. RefSeq names its product ATP-dependent DNA helicase Q1. The record is from RefSeq and is a predicted model, not a curated record. Gene Ontology annotation, cellular component: chromosome; cytoplasm. Gene Ontology annotation, molecular function: ATP binding; four-way junction helicase activity; nucleic acid binding. Bases 73 to 1869 code for a protein of 598 amino acids. Gene Ontology annotation, biological process: double-strand break repair via homologous recombination. NCBI's taxonomy places the organism in Eukaryota, Metazoa, Arthropoda, Insecta, Hymenoptera, Apidae. The transcript has 2 exons.